AUGCCGCAUCCGACACUGCUGGACAUCGGCGUGGAGGCGUACUCGCACCAGGCGGAGGUGGACGAGCUGCGCCGGCGCCUAGGCAUCAAGCACAACCACUUCGACUGCUGGCUCUACGGCUUUCUGGAAAACAAGAACUUUGACAUUGGGGAGGCGGUGAAGAAGCUGAACCGACGCGAUGUGUUUGAAAAGGAGCAACUCGCAAAAUACACCGUGACGGAUUGGAUGGUGCAGAGCAUGCGGAAGGGCAUCAUGCAGCUCAUCGGAAAUGACAAACAGGGACGUGUGGUGUUCUACGUUGUCACGGCACGUGAUAAGCCGACAUCGGCACGGCGCGAGGAGUGCAAAAUGAAUUUUGACAUGAUGGUGAGUUACGGCACUCGCCUACGUGCGGAGAAUAAGCGGUGCCAGAUGGCAUUGCUCGUCAACCAGGAGAAGGCGAGCUUGUGGAGCAACACCGACAUGACACUGCAGGCCGAUAUUGCCCUUCGCAUCGCAAAGUUUUACCCCGGUGCUGUGGACAAGAUGUACAUCUGCAACAUGAACCGCACUCUGGCUGCUGUGGCGAAGCCUGUAUUUGCACGCUUUCCGCCCAUUGUGUCCGACCGUAUCAUCAUCUUCUCUGAGGGCGACAGAAAGGCUGGCAAACUACUGGAAUAUUUCGACGAGAGUGUGCUGCCGGUGGCGCUGGGCGGCAGCAACAACUGCGACAACGAGGAGAACCACAUAAACUUCUCUGUGACAAUCAAGGAGCACUUCGAUCAGCUCAAGGCGGCAGUGCAGCGCGGCUACUCGGUGAAGGAGUGGGAGCUCGAGUGCCUCUUUCCGCACGGCCUGCCGGAGGAGACGUCUGUGAACGUCGAUUUGUUUGGCAACACUCCACCGCCCUUAGCGCCAGACGGGGCUUCCUUCGGGGACGGCAACAACAAUGAUGUUUCGUGGAGCGAUGUGUCGCGCAACUCUAAUGACAAUUCGCCGAUACGCGCAGAGUCCGUGGACCUCUUGACGUGCGAUUCCUUCAACCACAACAGCAACUACCACACGCGGGUCAGUAGCGUGAAAGAAGGCGUGUUCCCGAUCCGUACACAAUCCUGCACAAUGAGGACGAUGCGGAGAGACUUCGUGACGGAUUACGUGGAACAGUUUGUGAUGAUGGAGUCCUUCUUUCGUGGGAGCAUUAUGGAAGCGCAUGAACGUGAGUGGCUGAUGAUUCUGCAGCGCGAGUCCCCUGCACGGCGGUCGUUGCGCGAGGCGGAGGAGAAUUUGGGGCGCAACACCAUGCUCUUUCGCCGUUUGCCAGCCGCGGUGCAGCUCAUCGCCAAGGGAGGCCUCUGGAUAACGCUGAUGGUCACUUCGCUGUAUUUCCUUCUCGCUACAAUUUUCGGUGCCAUGAUAGGCUGCUCCUGUAUGAUGUUUUUCUUCUUCUCCAUGCUGUCGAAGCCGUACAACGUUUUCCUGUACGGGUGUGCGCUGCUUGUGACGGGGUGCCAGACGGCACUGUUUUGCUCCCGAGGCUUUGAACUCACGCGUCGCACGUACGAUGGGCGGCUGAUCGACGCCUUCCGCGGGCUCGGCUUUCACGCGCUGAUUGUGCAGGCGUCACUGUGUUUUGCAGCCGUUGUCGCCUUCUUUGUGGUGUUCUGUGUCAUUGCGGCGCAGCAAACUGUUGUCGAUGGUGUGCAGUACACUGUGGCGGUUGGAUGGAUUGUGGCCUUCUGGAUCAUUCUUCUGUAUCAUUUUCUCUACGCAUUCGGAUUCAUUGACAGCACGAAGCGGUCGCGCCGCGGCAAGAUGGCAGUGGCAACGCUGUAUUUCUUCUUCGAUGUGGACAUGGACUCUGACCACGCAGCGAUGCGGCAUUCAGCAUCAACGGAGGUGACGAUAACGUGUAUUUCGAUGCUGUCAGCCUUUGCGUUUGGUCUGUGCCACAUGCUGAAUGGCGCGGUCUUCUUUUUGUGCGCCACUGUUAUCAUGUCGGUGGUGACGAUGCUGCUGGUGGUGCAGUUCAUCAAUGUCGACCACGCCCCCUCUACGGGCGGCCUGUUGCUGUCUGCGUUACUUUACACAAGCGUUGUGUGGCUGUACAUUGUUUUCACCAUUUCCGCUCAUGGCUGGAACGAUGAAUGGAGCCGAUCUACCAGUGUUGUGUUGUGCCUGGCGCUUCUGACAAAUGUUAUUGUGCUCGGCUACUCGUGGGUUCCGCUGAGCAACACCGUGAUGCGGCGCUGGGUGUUCCGCGGGGCGUGGAUGUGGGUCAUUCUCCACCUUGUCACGUGCAUUAUUGCGAUGUUUGCCACCGACUACCGUCUUGGUCUGUUUAUCCUUGGGUUCUCCAUCCACCUGCUGCUGUAUGGUUUCCGCGUCAAUUCGGGCUCCUCCACGUAUGGCGUCUGGAUCGUAGUCAUGGGCUUUCUUGCCAUGCUGCUCGCCUGCAUCCUGCUUGGCGGUCUCGCGUCUGGACAAGCGUACAGCAGCCCGGCAAGUGAGUGGCUUCUCCCGAAUUACGCAACGGGCGAUAGGAGGGCAAACGCCAUUGCCGCGUGGGAAUCGCCGCCGGAGUCGUUGACGCCAGUGUGCUGGCUUCGCUUCCCGACCACGAUAGACAUUGUUGGCAUGGCGCUCUUCGCCAAGCUGUCGUACGCGGAAAUGCUGAAUACAACACGCAUUGACCUCCAACGGUGGUUUCCGUCAUUCACGUAUGUGGGCAACCGCACCUACGCACCCUCGUCCUUCCUGCAGGUGAAGAUCUUCACGGGCACAGACAAUAACCUUAACAUCACCAUCAUUACACUUGGCUCCACGAGCGCUCUGUAUGCUGCUAUGGAUUCUAUGACCAUGUGGAUUGAUUUCAUGGCACUGUCGCUCUUCGCCGUCUUUACACCACAUGAGUGGUUCAUGAAGAUCACCUCCUCCUUGGAUGUUGUGGAACGACUGUCAUCGCUGUUGUGGCUAUCAUCCGUUGAGGAGGCGCGCUCCGACAUGGCUGACUACUUCGCAUCGAUGGAGAACGUGAGCCACCACGUGUAUGUUGUCGGCUACGGCCUCUCCGGCGCUACUGCCGCAGUGGUGGUGCCGCCGUCCUCACAGCGCGUGCAGGGCGUCAUGUUCGCCUCCCCAGUGAACGCCGUUGCACAGCGUGGUGAGCAGCAGAUGACGUUGGGCCUGCCGCCGAACCGUGUGCUUUCCCUCGUGACAACAUUGUCGGUGCUGACGCCGUGGUGGGUGUGGGGGCCCCUCACUGAGACGCUCCCGUGUGGUGCGACGGCGUCCGACUGCUCCAACAUCGGCGCCGUCGCGGAGCUUUUGGACGGCAUUUGCCAAGGCGGCAAGGCGGUUAAUAAAUUUUCGUCGCCGCCCGUAGAUGGGCGCGAUACCUUGAGAAUGGAAUCCAUCAAGUAA
Trypanosoma grayi is the source of this 3399-nucleotide messenger RNA. RefSeq lists its product as hypothetical. The record is from RefSeq and is a predicted model, not a curated record. The transcript has a single exon. Lineage: Eukaryota; Euglenozoa; Kinetoplastea; Trypanosomatida; Trypanosomatidae. Bases 1 to 3399 code for a protein of 1132 amino acids.